This is a messenger RNA of Striga hermonthica, 303 nucleotides long. The record is from the annotation of a GenBank genome assembly. NCBI's taxonomy places the organism in Eukaryota, Viridiplantae, Streptophyta, Magnoliopsida, Lamiales, Orobanchaceae.
AUGGUGUGUUUCUGUUUCCUGGUGGACCAGAAAACUGUAGUGGUUUGCCGGCGGCCGGUGGCGGCAACUUGCUCCCGGUGCCGCCACGGUGCCACGGUGGCGGACAUGCAGACACGGACGAGGUUUUGUUACAUACCCUUUUAUUGGAAAUCUUGGAAAGCCAUCACCUGUAGCUUUUGUAAGAGUAUUCUUAAAUCUUACAGGUGUUGUGAAGAAGAUGUGACACUCAGAUGUGUAAACGAGUCGAGCCUAAUAAGUUUUUUGAUACUCGAGUUUCUUUUAUUAGCUCGCUCGUUUUGUUGA